Molecule: messenger RNA, 2268 nt
Organism: Lodderomyces pseudojiufengensis
Lineage: Eukaryota; Fungi; Ascomycota; Pichiomycetes; Serinales; Debaryomycetaceae
Gene: MNN24
Product: Mnn24p
Exons: 1
Coding region: 1-2268 (755 amino acids)
Biological process (GO): mannan biosynthetic process
Cellular component (GO): Golgi apparatus
Molecular function (GO): alpha-1,2-mannosyltransferase activity
Source: RefSeq, a predicted model, not a curated record
AUGAGUUUCAAAUCGUUAUUUUCAAAAUCAACAAAUUCUUCAAAAUUUAGAUUAAAUCAAUUAAUUAAAAUUGGUAUACUACUAUUUACUAUUUCAAAUGUACUAUUGAUAUUAUAUUAUAUAACUUUUGAAAAUUUGUCAAAUUCAUCAACCUCAAACACCCAAGAUUUGGAUGAAAUUCUACCGUCUUCAUUAAAAUCUUCAUCUUCAUCACUAUCAUUUAAAUCCCUAUUGAAAUAUAUUAAAUCUUCUUCAACUGAAAACGAUGCUAAAAAUAACCUUAUAGAUUUUUAUUAUGAUAAUACAACUAAUUUAUUAAUAAUUGAAAAAAACCAUAAUUUAAAUGAAGAUUCACCAGAAUCAUCAAUUUCUACAAAUUCUCAAGAAAAUUUAAUAACAUAUAUAAAUUCAGAUUCAAAACAAAAUUAUGAUUUACAUUUAAUUGAAGGAUAUAACUAUCAAGAUUAUACAAAUAAUUUGAAAACCAAAAUAAAUUCAUAUUUCGAAAACUCAAUAUCAAAAGAAUAUGAAACAGAAUUAAAAUUUAAUGAAAGCCUCAAGCAAUUUUUUUUAAACUUAGUUGAAAAGCUUGAAGAUUGUAAACCAAAUAUCGGUAGUAUAAAUAAUAAUGAACAUUAUUCAAAUAAAAUUAAAAUUGAAAAAUAUUAUCAAAAUUUAAAUAAAUUAAGUGAUGAACAAAUGAAAGAAAUUCCUGAAAAUCAAGAAUAUAUUCAUAAAUUGGGUCAUAUACCUGUUUUUGAUGGUCAUUUAAGAGAACAAUAUAUAAAUGAACCAGUAAGAACAAAAGAAUAUUUAUCAUUAUUUUUACAAUUGAAUGAUAGUGAAAUAAGUUCUUUAAAACAAUCUCAUGAAAAAUUUAUAAAUCUGAUGCCUAAUGAAUGGCCAAAAGAUCUCCUAAUCGAAAAUAAUAAUAUAAAUCAAAAUCAAUUUUUAAAAGGUGAUGGAAUAGUUUAUUUAGCAGGUGGAAAAUAUGAUCAAUUAGUUCUAUUAUCAAUAAAAAUUUUAAGAAAAUUAGGAUCAAAUUUACCAAUUGAAAUAAUGAUACCAACACAAAAAGAUUAUAAUUUACAAUUUUGUAAUGAAAUAAUACCAUCAUUAAAUGGGAAAUGUAUAAUAAUGAAUGAAUUUAUACCUGAUUUAUUAAUUAAAAAUAAUAAAUUUGGAAGUUAUUUAUUAAAAAAUAUUGCUAUUUUGCUAUCAUCUUUUGAAAAUGUAUUAUAUCUUGAUGCUGAUAAUUUACCUAUAAAAAAUCCAGAUAAUUUAUUUGUUAAUAAACCAUUUAUUGAUAAUCAUUUAAUUAUAUGGCCAGAUUUAUGGAGAAGAUCGACAUCACCUUUAUUAUAUGAUAUUGCUGAUAUAAAAGUAGAUACAAAUAAUAAGGUAAGAAAUUCAUAUUUAAAUAAAAACAAUGACAAUGAUAACGAAAAGAUAUCAUUUCAUGAUUGUGAAGGAUCACUUCCAGAAGCAAGUUCAGAAACAGGUCAAAUUUUAAUUAAUAAAAAACAUCAUUUUAAAACAUUAAUAUUAUCAUUUUUUUAUAAUUAUUAUGGACCUGAAUUUUAUUAUCCUUUAUUAAGUCAAGGAGCAGCAGGAGAAGGAGAUAAAGAAAGUUUUAUUUUCGCAGCUCAUAGAUUAAAUUUAUCAUAUUAUCAAGUAAAAGAAUUUAAUAGAGAAUUUGGUCCAAUUUCUGAAAAAACUGAAAAAAUUGAUUUUUUUGGUAUGGGACAAUAUGAUCCAAUUAUAGAUUAUAUUCAAUCAAAAUCUUUAGAAGAAGAUGAAACUAGUACUACCAAAACAGUUAGAAAUGUAAUAACAAAAAGAUCAAAUGAAAAUCAAUCAAAUUAUAAAUCUCAACCACCAACAAAUUUCGCUACUAAUCAAAAUGAUAAAUCAAUUUCAAAUUAUAAUUAUCAUUUUUUUAAAUCAUCAUCAUUAAUUUUUUUACAUGCAAAUUGGCCAAAAUUUUUUAUAAAUGAAUUAUUUUCAAAUGAUAGUGGUAGAGGAACUAAGGAUAAGAAUGGAAAUAGAAGAAGACUUUAUGGAAAUGAAUUAAAAUUGGAAUUACAAAAUAAUAAUGAUAACGACAAGGAUUCUGAUUUUGAAUUAAUUAUAAUUAAAAAUCUUUUUGAAAUUUGGUGUUUACCUCCUUGGAUAAAUUUAAUUGAUGUACCUAAAUCUGAAUCUGAUAAAAGAAAAGAAAUUUGUAAUAAUAUUAAAUUACAUAAAGAAUUUUUAGAAAAUUCAUGA